Acaulospora colombiana is the source of this 172-nucleotide messenger RNA. NCBI's taxonomy places the organism in Eukaryota, Fungi, Glomeromycota, Glomeromycetes, Diversisporales, Acaulosporaceae. The record is from the annotation of a GenBank genome assembly.
CCCUACGUCACGUUCACACUGGUCUCCCAACAAAAAUAUUAACCUCGCCCCACCCCAGCCGUGGAGCGUGGCACACAGACAUGAAAGCCGGAUCAUCCACUAGCCCUACACGACGUCAACAUUCUACAGACUUUGAAGAUAGGAGAAUUACUACUCUAUACGCCAAGGCCGG